GACUGGUUAUACUUAUAAAUAUUUGUAAAAAUAAAGAAAUACGAUGGCACAGUGUACCAUCAAUGGAAUUCAAGUAUUAUUUCCUUGUCAACCAUAUCCAGUUCAAGAAGAAUAUAUGAAAAAAGUAAUCGAGUGCUUACAAAAGGGCGUCAAUGGAAUUUUAGAGAGUCCAACUGGUACCGGGAAAACAUUAAGUUUACUUUGUUCAUCUCUAGCUUGGCUUGAAAGUAGGAAAGCUCAACAGCAAUUGUCUAUUAUACAAAAUUCUAGCCAGGGAAAUAAUAGUAUGCUUGGUGAUUUAAAAAGUGUAUUAGAUGGAUUGACUGGUGCUUGGAAUGCAGGCCCUAACUUUAUGUCACAAAGAAUUAUAUAUAGCUCAAGAACACAUUCUCAAAUUUCACAAGCAGUUCAAGAAUUGAAACGAAGUAAUUACAGGCAUAUUAAGUCAGUUGUUCUUGGUUCUCGAGAUCAGUUAUGCCUUCAUCCUGAAGUUUCUAAAGCUCCAAACCACACUGCUAAGCUGUAUAUGUGUCGAGCAAAAAUCAGCAAUAAAAGCUGCCCAUUUUAUUUAAACUUUGAGGAAAAGAUUUUAUCUCAAACGGAUUACCAAGAUUCUGCUGUUUUAGAUAUAGAGGACCUAAUGACAUUAGGAAAAAAACAUACGGUUUGUCCAUAUUAUGCUGCUCGUAAUAUCAAAACAAAGGCAGAUAUUAUAUUCACUCCUUACAAUUACAUCAUCGACCCGAAAAGUAGAAGAGCCCAUGGCAUUGAAUUGGAAAGUAAUAUUGUUAUAGUUGAUGAAGCACACAACAUUGAAAGUGCUUGUGAAGAGAGUAUGUCUUUUCAACUGCGUUCAUAUGAUUUGGCACUGUGCAUUACUGAGAUUACGCAAAUCAUGGAUAUGAUAAAAAAUUUUGAUCAAGAAUUUUCAAGUUCAGACAGCGGUGCUCCUGAUUUCACUUUAACUGAUUUAUCUAUUUUGAAAGUCAUGUUUUGUGAACUGGAAGAAACUAUUGAUAAGGAACUUUCUGAGACUUCUGCCAAUGAUGGAUCAAAACCAGGAGAUUAUGUCAUAGAGAUCCUGUCUAGAGUUGAGUUAACUCCUCAAAAGAAAGAUGUGGUUUUAGACCUUUUAGACAAAAUAAUUUUAUAUCAUUCAACAAGCACAAGUGGUCUUUUUGGUUCUAAAGGUGCUGGGCUUCAAAAAUUUUCUGACUUGGUUAGCAUCUUAUUUUCUCGAACUUCACCUGAUAUGUUUAGAGAAUAUGAUUAUAAAAAGGAAUUUGCCUCUAAAUAUAGGGUUUUUCUGCAAUAUGAUACUUUGAAUAAGUCUCAGACUUCAUCUGAUCCUUGGGCUGUUGCUCCUAAAGGUUCUACACGAAAGCAAAGUUGGAAGUUAGAUUGCUGGUGUUUUUCACCUGGUUUAGGAAUGCAGGAUAUAGUCAAUCGAGGUGUUCAUAGCAUCAUCUUGACCAGUGGUACGUUAUCCCCUCUUGGACCAAUGAUUAAUGAAUUAGGGGUUAAUUUUCCUGUGCAGUUGGAAAAUCCUCAUAUUAUAUCUGACAAUCAAGUGUUUGUUGGUGUUGUAACUUGUGGGCCUGAUGGCACACCACUCAAUUCAUCCUUUCAGAAUAGAUCCAAUGAAAAAUACAUCAACUCUCUUGGACGUACAAUAUGUAAUUUUGGCAGGAUGAUACCUGAUGGCUUAUUGGUGUUUUUCCCUUCCUAUUCUGUUAUGAAAUCUAAUGUUGGUUGGUGGGAAGAAAAUGGAAUAUGGCAACAGUUAUCUGGAAUCAAACCCCUCUUCGUAGAACCUCAAGGGAAGGAUGCAUUUCAAGAAAGUAUUGAGAAAUAUUAUUCUGUAAUAAAAGAUCCAGAUUCUAAAGGUGCUGCUCUUCUUGGAGUAUGCAGAGGAAAAGUAAGUGAAGGGUUGGAUUUUGCUGAUGAAAAUGCUCGUGCUGUUGUAAUUACUGGCUUACCAUUUCCACCAUCAAUGGAUCCAAGGGUUAAAAUGAAGAUGAGUUAUCUUAACAGCAUUGCAAAAGAGUCAAAG
Messenger RNA from Parasteatoda tepidariorum (common house spider), 2053 nucleotides. Lineage: Eukaryota; Metazoa; Arthropoda; Arachnida; Araneae; Theridiidae. The record is from RefSeq and is a predicted model, not a curated record.